UUUAAAGAUAAAAUAAUUUUUUCCACUGCUUGUUUAUAAUCGUUUAUAAAGUUUUUUAUGCUCAAAAAAGUGUUCCUUUUCUUUUCCAGAUCAAUAUACCCUGACUUGCUGAAUUCAGUCUCUGCCUCUGAUAUUCGUCCAAGCUUUUCUUCCAAUAAAUGUUCAACUUCUUCUUUUGUAAUCUCAUUCUUUGUAUAUAUUAUAUUCAAAAUCUCUAACAUAGUUUCUGUCAUUCUGUCUUUCAUGCCACCUAUCUCUAACAAUUCUUUUUGUACAUCACUAAACUCAAUUUUAUUUUCCACUUCCUUCUCCUCAUCAUGCAAUUUUGUAAUCUUGUCUAUUGGCAUUUUGUCUAUUGUCAUUUUGUCCCUUGUCUUUUUGUCUUUUUUCGGUUUGACUGUUAUUUUAUCCUUUGUUUUCUCGUCUGUUGUUGUUUUGUCCAUUGCCAUUUUGUCUAUUGUCUCUUUGUCCUUUGCAAUUUUGUUUGUUGUCAUUUUGUCCUUUGCCAUUUUGUCUGUUGUCUCUUUGUCUUUAAUCUCUAGCAAAUUUUUUUGUUCGUCAGUAAUCUCAACCUUAUUUUGUACUUUAUUUUUUAUUUCCUUCUCCCAAUCAUGCAUUUUUAAAAUUAUAUGCAUGUUUUUCAAUGUUCGCUUUUUUACAUGUAUCUCCUCCGAACUUAUUAAAUUCUCUAUUAAUUUUCUAACAUUUGCGGUUUCAUUUUUUUCUGUUUUUAUAACUUUUACUUCCAACGAGCGUAGUAUUUUGUUAAAUUCUUCCUCUUUUUCUUCACAUUUUUCACUUAAAUGGUUUAGAAUGCUCUCUAAUGUGUUUUCUAUUGUUUUAUCUUCAAAAAUAAAUUCUUCAAAAUUUUCUUUGCUGAUACUAUUGAUAAAAUCAAUUUUUUGGAAUUUUCCAAAUUUCUGUAGCAAGUCAUCUCUGUUAAAAUGA
Messenger RNA from Meloidogyne enterolobii, 948 nucleotides. Lineage: Eukaryota; Metazoa; Nematoda; Chromadorea; Rhabditida; Meloidogynidae. The record is from the annotation of a GenBank genome assembly.